AUGUCAUAGUUUUGCCAAUAUGAAAAUCAUGAUGAAAGUCCUAUAAUUGGAGCAUGUUUGAGAAUAGAUUGUAAAUAUUCAAGAUCUUAUUGUCAUCAUUGUAUAAUAAAACAUCAUAUUUCUCAUACCGAUGAUUUAAAGACAUUUAAAUAAUUAAAUGAAUGGAUAAAAUAAGAAAAAAAUUCAUUUUAAGACUUAAAAUAAUUUAUAAAUGGAAUUAUGUAAUUAAGUGAAGGAUUAUAAAAGUUUUUAGUUUCAAUUACUGUAAAUUAAUAAACAGAUUUUUCAAUAUUAUCACAAAAGGAUAUGUAAGAAGAAAUAAAAAAAUUAAUUCAAUUUUCAAUGUCUAAGACGACAUUAAUUCCUUUAAUAUCUAAAUUAUAAAAUGACUUAAACAAUUUAAAAUAAGAGAUUAACAGAAUAAAUUAAGUUGUUGUUUCAUCAAAUAAUACUUAAGAUAUAAGAAAUUAAGAAAAAAAUUAACAAAUUAAUUGGAAUAACUAAUAAAGCUAUUAAAUUCAAUAAGAUUUGAAACAUUAACAAAAAUUAGAAAAAUUAAAUUUAGAAAUUUAACAAAAUUAAAAAUAAUAAUAAAGACGAAUGGAGAGUCUAUAAUAGAAAUAAUAAGAAUAAUUUUCAUAUAAUUCAAAUCAUAGAAAUAUCAAAUUAGACUUUAAUAACUAAAUAUAAUAAGUAGACAAGUAACCAUAAUUAGGUCAAAAUUAAUCAUAUUAAUCAAACAAAUAUUAAUAAUUUAAGUAUUAAGAGGAAAUAUAAUAUUUUCAUCCUUUCUAAAAAUUUUCUUUUAUAUUUAUCGAAAACGAAUAGAUUAAUGUUGAGAAUUGUGGAAAGAUGAUUCGAAAUGAAAAAAAAUAAGGUUCGUAUGUUUGGUGCGACCCUAGCAUUCCAUUUGAUGCAAAUGUACAAAUUCACUUUCGAAUUUUGUGUUAUGAUUACAUUGAAUUAGGUAUAGGUUAUAAGGGUAAAUCUGUAAAUUUGAUAUUAGAUAAAAAAUAUAUGAUUUAAAUUGGCAAUAAUGUUUAGUACUCCUUUCCAUUAAAUUUUGGAGAUGUUGUUUUACUUACCAUAAGAAUGAAAGAGAAAAAAUUAAUAUUUACAAAUCAAACAUCAUUAUAUGAAGAAGUAAAUAAAUUAUAAAAUAAUAUAGCAAAUAUCUAUUGACACUUCUCAAGUGUUAAAUCCUUUUGCUUAUUUAAGUGGUAGGUCCUGCACUGAGAUUUUAGAUAAAUAAUUAUUAGAUAAAUAAUUAUUAGAUGAAUAAUUAUUAGAUAAAUAAUUAUAAUAAUUAUUAGAUAAAAUAGAUAAACAUUAAUCAUUAUGUCAAACCUUUUGA
Messenger RNA from Paramecium sonneborni, 1354 nucleotides. NCBI's taxonomy places the organism in Eukaryota, Ciliophora, Oligohymenophorea, Peniculida, Parameciidae. The record is from the annotation of a GenBank genome assembly.